UUCUCCUUUAAUCUUUUGUCAGUGAAGCGUCUGCCUUUCGGUCUUCCUACCAUUAAUUUCUCUUUUAUUGCACAACGUUUUCGUUAUUAUUUAGGCGUUAUUGUUGGGUAGAGAUAUAGAACAUAUGAUGGAUUCUACUUGUGCACAUUCUUCUUCUUCAGCGAAGGUAAUGGAAAAUGGGGAGCAACCCCAUGUCUUAGCAGUGGAUGACAGCCUCGCCGAUCGCAAACUUAUUGAAAAACUCCUCAAAAACUCUUCAUGCAAAGUGACUACUGCAGAAAAUGGGCCGAGGGCACUGGAAGUUUUGGGCUUGGGAGAUGGUCAACAUAACAACUUGGAAGGCAGAAUCUCAAAGGUAAAUUUGAUAAUUACGGAUUAUUGUAUGCCAGGAAUGACAGGUUAUGAGCUAUUGAAAAAAGUUAAGCAGGAAUCAUCAAUCAUGAAGGAGGUUCCAGUGGUUGUAGUGUCAUCUGAGAACGUCCCAACUCGUAUAAACAAGUGCUUAGAGGAAGGAGCUCAGAUGUUCAUGCUAAAGCCCCUAAAACAAUCGGACGUGAAGAAAUUAAGAUGUCAACUGAUGAACCGCAGAAGCUAAACACCCAUAUUCCUGAGGAAAUUAGAAGUAUACCAGAAAUUUCAAUCAAUAGAGGAAGCCGCACAAUCAUUAGAUGACAAUUCCUACACAAUAUGACGUGAAUAAACCAGUUUCCAUCGCUAAUCAGUUUUGUUUUGCUCAAAUCUCAUGAUUGUUUGUGAUAAAUCAAGAGUUUCAUUGACAAUUCUCUUCUUUGAGAAUCACAAUCUUUCUCCCUUCCUUGAUUU
Messenger RNA from Corylus avellana, 822 nucleotides. The record is from RefSeq and is a predicted model, not a curated record. Lineage: Eukaryota; Viridiplantae; Streptophyta; Magnoliopsida; Fagales; Betulaceae.